AUGGCUGCUGUUCCUGGUCCCGUCUAUGGCCUUGAGGUCCCGGCCGGGGAGAUCUUGAUCCCGGCCAACUUGGAAUUCCCUGCUUCUUUCCGUAUCACCAUGGCCGCUUUGGACCCUACUGAGGAGCUCGAGGCUGAUGGUUCCAAGAACGCCCCCGUCCCUCGGUCAACUCUGCGUCUGGUCAAGCGCGCUUUCUCCAGCUACAACGACGACGACUACGAGGAGGACGAGGACGAUGAGCUUAGCGAGGAAUACAUGAGCGCUCUUCUUGGAGGCUCUGACGAUGAGGAUGACGAGGCCAAUGGUGGCCCUAGCGACCUCUCCAAGGCUAAGAAGCAGAAGCAGGCUGCUGCCAUCAAGAAGCUUCUGGAGGCCGCCAAUGGCGUCGGCUCUGAUGACGAGGAGAUGGAGGAUGCUGAGGCCAAGCCCAAGAAGGGCAAGAAGGCCGCUCCUAGCAAGGGCAAAGGCAAGGCUGUUGUGGAAGAGGAAGAAGACUCUGAGGAAGAGGAGGAUGACGAGGAGGACGACGACGACAGCGAGGCCGGCGAUCUUGAAAACUUCGUUGUCUGCACUCUCGAUACUGAGCGGGUAAGCUUGAUCGAUUAUGAGAGCCCCAUCACUCGUCUGUUCUGGGGCGAUAACUACCAGCAGCCUCUGGAUAUUACUGUUAACCAAGGCGAGAAGGUUUUCUUCGUUGUCUCAGGCACACACACUGUUUACCUCACUGGUAACUACAUCAUGGACGAUAUGGAGGGAGAUGAAGAUGAGGAUGAAGAUGACUACGACCUGUCUCCUGACGAGCUGGACUAUGGCCUGGGUGAGGAGGAGAGCGAAGAGGAGAGCGACGACCUCGACGACCUUGAGGAUCCUCGUGUCACCGAGGUCGACUCCGACGAGGAAGUCCCCAAGUUGGUUCCUACCGACAGCAAGAAGGGCAAGAACAAGCGUUCUGCCGAAGAAGCCGAGGGCCUUGACGAGCUGAUCUCCAAGGCCUCCGAGUCAAAGCUUUCCAAGAAGCAGCAGAAGAAGCUCAAGAACAACAAGGGCGAGGCUGUUGCCACCGAGGAGAAGGAUGAGGCCAAAAAGGACGCCAAAAAGGUCCAAUUCGCCAAGAACCUCGAGCAGGGCCCCACUGGAUCAACCAAGCCGGCCGGCAAGUCUUCUCUCGGUGUCAAGAAUGUCCAGGGCGUUACCAUUGAUGACCGCACAAUCGGCAAGGGCCGCACUGUCAAGAACGGCGACACCGUUGGUGUCCGCUACAUUGGAAAGCUCCAGAACGGACAGCAGUUUGAUGCCAACAAGAAGGGCAAGCCCUUCUCCUUCAAGAUCGGCAGAGGCCAAGUCAUUAAGGGCUGGGACGUCGGUAUUGUCGGCAUGGCUAUCGGCGGUGAACGACGACUGACCAUCCCUGCUCACCUGGCUUACGGCUCUAAGAGCUUGCCUGGCAUCCCUGCCAACAGCCAGCUGACUUUCGACGUCAAGCUCCUUGAGAUCAAAUAA
Trichoderma gamsii is the source of this 1500-nucleotide messenger RNA. RefSeq names its product FK506-binding protein 4. Gene Ontology annotation, cellular component: chromatin; nucleolus. The coding region runs from base 1 to 1500 and encodes 499 amino acids. The transcript has 4 exons. NCBI's taxonomy places the organism in Eukaryota, Fungi, Ascomycota, Sordariomycetes, Hypocreales, Hypocreaceae. Gene Ontology annotation, molecular function: peptidyl-prolyl cis-trans isomerase activity; macrolide binding. The record is from RefSeq and is a predicted model, not a curated record.